This is a messenger RNA of Caenorhabditis elegans, 1205 nucleotides long. It is a transcript of the gene fut-2, whose product is annotated as Galactoside 2-alpha-L-fucosyltransferase. Gene Ontology annotation, biological process: carbohydrate metabolic process. The record is from RefSeq and is marked reviewed. NCBI's taxonomy places the organism in Eukaryota, Metazoa, Nematoda, Chromadorea, Rhabditida, Rhabditidae. The coding region runs from base 94 to 1161 and encodes 355 amino acids. The transcript has 10 exons. Gene Ontology annotation, molecular function: galactoside 2-alpha-L-fucosyltransferase activity. Gene Ontology annotation, cellular component: Golgi cisterna membrane; membrane.
UACCAUGCACCAAUAUCAGUUUAUGUGUACUUCCUAAAGCGUGUUGCUAAUAAUAUUGACUUGUAAAUAAAGGUUCCGGUAUUUUUUUUAAGUAUGAGAAAUGUGAAAGGACUUUUUAGCUACAUGACAAAAACUAAAAGUUUUUAUAUAUCAAUAAUAGUUAUAAUAUUCAUAAUUUUCAUUGUUAAUAGGAUGGGCCCACGCAAUUAUAAUUACAAACAGAUUGGCACAGAAAUUAACUGUGUUAAGCACAAAGUUGAUGAACAAAGAUAUUUAUUAUUUCCUAUGAUCACAAUACUCUACAAAUAUGGUUUAGGAAAUCAACUAUUCGAAGUAUUUUCACUGCUUGGCAGUGCGCAGACCCUCAAUCGAACUGCAAUUUUCAAUGCUGAUGAUGAUAUUCUUCAAUCAAAGUUAGAUUUACUUCAAAAACAAGUACCCCAGGUUGCUGCACGAAUAAUUUCCAUUCCAAUUGAGAUAGCUGAAUCCACUCGAUAUUUAUUCCUACCAGCAUGUUGUCAUUAUCAAUUUCCGUCUCUUUUUUCUUGUGAACGGAGUAAAUUUCUUGUCAUUGAUGGUCAAUAUUUUCAGAGUUUCAAAUACUUUUCAGCAAUAGAUUCUCUAAUAAGAAAAUUGUUGAAACCGCCGAUAGACGAAGAGAUUAUACUAAAAAAGAUGAUCGGAAGAAAGGAUGAGUUAAGAUUCAAAAACUGCGUUCACAUUCGUCGUGGAGAUUAUGUCAAUGAUUUUGACCACGCCGAAACUUCCUCAUACUUUACGAUUCGAGCGAUUGACUACGUACAUACUUUGCAUCCUGGCUUAGUAUAUCUAAUAAGUGAUGAUCCAAAAUGGGUUCGGAAGCAAAUAGCUGAACAUCUUGACUAUCAUGAUGAUGUUAAAAUUAUGGAAACACCAAUAAAUGCAGCAAUAAGAGAUUUAUAUUUUUCACAAGCUCAUUGUGAUUCCGUUUUGAUCACUGCUCCAUCGUCAACGUUUGGUUGGUGGAUUGGAUACAUGUCCAAAAAUCAGUCAAAUGUUUAUUACCGAGAUAUUCAAGAAACUGAUGAUAUGGUCAAAUAUAAAAUGGUGGAGGAAGACUUCUUCCCGCCCACGUGGAAAAAGUUGGGAAUGUCACGAAACGGGUCGAUAAUUUCAAAAUAGAUGGAUGUAUUAUUUUUUCAAAAUAAAUAAAUGUUUAUAUCACG